CCUGUACCUGGCGCGCCGGGCCACGGGCAACCUGUCGGCCAGCUUCGGGGGCGCGCUGCGCGCGGCCGAGAGACAGGACGGCACGGAGGGCACGGCGCGCGCAGCUUCCAAGUGCCAGAUGAUGGAGGAGCGCGCCAACCUGAUGCACAUGAUGAAGCUCAGCAUCAAGGUCUUGCUGCAGUCCGCUCUGAGCCUGGGUCGCAGCCUGGAUGCAGACCACGCCCCCCUGCAGCAGUUUUUCGUGGUGAUGGAGCACUGCCUCAAACACGGGCUGAAAGUUAAGAAGAGUUUUAUUGGCCAAAAUAAAUCUUUCUUUGGUCCUUUGGAGCUGGUGGAGAAACUUUGUCCAGAAGCAUCAGAUAUAGCCACUAGUGUCAGAAAUCUGCCAGAAUUAAAGACAGCUGUGGGAAGAGGCAGAGCUUGGCUUUAUCUUGCACUCAUGCAAAAGAAACUGGCAGAUUAUCUGAAAGUGCUGAUAGACAAUAAACAUCUCUUAAGGAAUAGUUCCACAUAUACUGCAGUGGACGAUGGCAGACAAGGACCCUCACUCACUCUCUCUCAGGUUGGAGUGAUCGAUUUUUCCCUCUACCUUAAGGAUAUGCAGGAUCUUGAUGGUGGCAAAGAGCAUGAAAGAAUUACUGAUGUCCUUGAUCAGAAAAACUAUGUGGAAGAACUGAACCGGCACUUAAGCUGCACAGUUGGGGAUCUUCAAACCAAGAUAGAUGGCUUGGAAAAGACUAACUCAAAGCUUCAAGAAGAGCUUUCAGCUGCAACAGACCGGAUUUUUUCACUUCAAGAAGAACAGCAACAAUUAAGAGAACAAAAUGAAUUAAUUCGUGAAAGAAGUGAGAAGAGCGUAGAGAUAACAAAACAGGACACAAAAGUUGAGCUGGAGACUUACAAGCAGACUCGGCAGGGUCUGGACAAAAUGUACAGUGACGUGUGGAAGCAGCUGAAGGAGGAGAAGAAAGCCCAUUUGGAACUAGAAAAAGAACUGGAAUUACAAAUCGGGAUGAAAACGGAAAUGGAAAUUGCAAUGAAGUUACUAGAAAAGGACACCCAUGAGAAGCAGGACACACUCGUCGCCCUCCGCCAGCAGCUGGAAGAAGUCAAAGCGAUCAAUUUGCAAAUGUUCCACAAAGUUCAGGAUACAGAGAGCAGUUUGCAGCAAAAGGAUGAAGCCAUCGCAUCUUUUGAAGAAAAAAUCAAUCAAGUCAUGUCCAGCAUGAAACAGAUGGAAGAAAGGUUGCAGCACUCCGAAAAGGCGCGGCAGGGCGCGGAGGAGCGGAGCCGCCAGCUGCAGCGGGAGCUGGGCUGCAGGAGCGGCGCACUGCAGGAGCAGCUCUCCCAGCUGCAGGGCCAGUGCUCAAGUCUUGAGAAAGAAUUGAAAUCAGAAAAAGAGCAAAGGCAGGCUCUUCAACGGGAGUUGCAGUGUGAGAAGGACACCUCGUCGCUCCUCCGGGCAGAGCUGCAGCAAGUGGACGGGCUGAAGAGGGAGGAGAGAGAGCGAGUGGAUGAUAAAAGCUCAAUAAGAAAAAGCUGUGACGAGCAAGAACAAGCCCUCCAGGAAAUGGGCCUGCACCUCAGCCAGUCAAAGCUGAAGAUGGAAGACAUCAAGGAAGUCAAUAAAGCACUGAAGGGCCACACUUGGCUGAAAGAUGACGAAGCUACCCACUGUAAGCAGUGUGAGAAGGAGUUCUCCAUCUCCCGGAGAAAGCACCACUGCCGAAACUGCGGCCACAUCUUCUGCAACACGUGCUCCAGUAACGAGCUGGCCCUGCCCUCCUACCCCAAGCCCGUGCGCGUGUGUGACAGCUGCCACACCCUGCUCCUGCAGCGCUGCUCCUCCUCCACAGGCUCCUAGGCCUCGGAACAGCGCCAACCUGCAGGGGUUCGCGGCUCGGAGCUGGUUUCCCAAGAGAAUCUAAGGAAAGAACGGUUCCUGGGUCGGCCGCCAGCACUUUCAGAGUUGUAUGGGAUGAACUUUGUAUUGAAGCUUCCUUCUCACUUGGCUGCAUCACUGGUUUAGGGUCCGAAGUAACUUCAUGGUUUUGCUACUGUCAUUUUCACUUUUUCAAGAACUAACCUAUUUUGCAGCAGUUGUACUAGUGUAGUGAGUAAUCCGUUCCUCUCCCCGCACUGCCCUGUGUGCCUCCCCUGCUUGAGUCAAGAAAUGGGCCCUUUCACACCCUUGUAAGUCGCUUCUCACUCUCGUGCAGGGAAUAAAGGAGCUUGUGUCAACCUGA
Molecule: messenger RNA, 2246 nt
Organism: Myotis lucifugus (little brown bat)
Lineage: Eukaryota; Metazoa; Chordata; Mammalia; Chiroptera; Vespertilionidae
Gene: RUFY1
Product: RUN and FYVE domain containing 1
Exons: 21
Coding region: 119-1864 (581 amino acids)
Biological process (GO): regulation of endocytosis; protein transport
Cellular component (GO): cytoplasm
Molecular function (GO): metal ion binding
Source: RefSeq, a predicted model, not a curated record